Messenger RNA from Cooperia oncophora, 894 nucleotides. NCBI's taxonomy places the organism in Eukaryota, Metazoa, Nematoda, Chromadorea, Rhabditida, Trichostrongylidae. The record is from the annotation of a GenBank genome assembly.
AUGUUCAACGAGAAGUUCGUCAUCGGUCUGGCUUCGGCCUGUUCUGCACUCACAGCAGUUGCUUGUUUGAUAGUUGUCCCAUCUCUCUACAUCACUAUCAAUCAGAUCCACGAUACUGUGCUCGACGGAGUGUCCGUGUUCCGUGUUGAGACCGACUCCGCCUGGAACCAUAUGAUGGACUACCAUGUGGCUGUUGUUCCUCCAGCCAAAGCUCGUAAAAAUCCUUUCACUUCAAUCUUCCGUGAUAGAAGACAGGCCGGUCUGCCCUCCUUCUGCCAGUGCACACCCACGGAGCCCAUAUGCCCACCCGGACCACCUGGACCUCCGGGACCUGCUGGAACACCUGGACAGCCUGGAGCACCUGGUCAGCCUGGAAAUGACAACACUGUUACCUACGCUCCUAUCCAAUGUCCCGGACCAAGUACUGAAUGUAUCACAUGCCCUGCAGGACCACCUGGACCGCCUGGUCCUGCUGGAGGUCCGGGAAAUCCAGGACCCAAUGGGAACCCGGGCCAAGCCGGAUCUCCUGGUCAAGGUGGACAGCCAGGACCCGCUGGGCCUCCUGGAGACGCAGGAUCACCAGGAAAUCCUGGGAGCGAUGGACAACCUGGAGAGCCGGGUCGAGACGGCACCAUAUCUACUUCGUAUCCGGGACCACCUGGAGCGAACGGUCCGAUGGGACCUCCCGGCAACGGGGGUGGUGGAGGAAUUCUGGGAUCACCAGGUGUUCAAGGAGCAAUCGGGCCAGCUGGAAAUCCGGGACCACCUGGACCACCUGGGCCCGACGGGAACCCGGGGAAAGCAGGGGGCCCUGGAACUCCAGGAGGCGACGCUGCCUACUGCCCCUGCCCACCUCGGUCUGUUAUAUUCUUGUCUCGCAUUGCUAAGAACUGA